AUGUUCUUAAUUGAAUGUUCUAAAUAAUUAAUUAUCAUUAUUCUUAAUUAUUUUUUUAUUAUUUUAUUUAUAUUUAAAAUNACAGUUUUUAAAGAGAAAAAUUUGGAGAUCUCUAAACUGGCACUUAUUUUGAAUCAUUAUAAUGAAAAUAUGAAGGAAGAAAAAUUAAUUAUAAAUGUUUAAAAACAACUAAAAGAAGUAGAAACAGUCAAACAUGAAUGGAUUUCUGUUAUUAGAAGAAUUAAUAGCCCAGAAAAAUUGAAUGAAAUUUUCUCAGAAGAGAAUAGAGAAAAAUUGUGGUUCGAAUUAAUUACUGUAAAUGAAAUAUCAUUCUAACCUUAAUUUUUACCAUAUAGUGAUAGAAUUAGCACAUAUAUUACUGAAAAGAGUGAUUUAAUAUUAAGUUUGAUUUGUCAAUAAAUGGAUUAUAAUCUAAGUCUAAAAAAUAAGGAAAUGAAUGAUGAAUAAUUCAUUUUAUUACAAAGUCUAAUAGGUUCUAUAUAACACAUUCUAUCAACUACACCUGAACAAACAGAAGAUUGGUUUAACAAAUUUAUUAAUGUUUCAUUAGAAUUAUCCUAAACAUUCCAUUUCGAAAAUGAUAUCCAUGAAAAAAGUUAGAAUUUCCUAAAAAUUUUCAAUUUCUUUUCAUUUUUCUCUGAAUUCAUUAAUGGAUACUCAACAUUUGAAAAACAUUGUAUAUAGGUCUAAUAGAAAUGUACUUAUUUCUUAGAAUCCUUAUAAAAAAAGAUAGAGUUACAAAGAGUUAAUGAAGAAAAAUUAAGAGAAAAAUAAAGUAGAAUUAAAGCAGAGCAAUAAUUUAAUACAGAAUCUCAAAUUAGAAUUUAGAAAGAAUAAAUGUAUGCAUAAGAGUAUGAAAACAGAAUUAGGUACGAACAAUAAUUAAAAAUGGAAUAAUAAUUAAGAACUGUUUUAGAAUAAGAUAAAAAAGGAAUGGAAUAGCAAUAUAAAGAUUAUUGUGAAAAGUCUCUUUAAAUAUAAAACAAUCUACAAAAUCUGAUUUAAACUGAAAAAGUUUAAAAAUAAUAAGUAGAAUUAGAUCUUAAAAGAUAAUUGCAAGAUUUAUAAAAUAAACUAAAUGAAAUGGAAUAAAGAAGAAAAGAAUGGUUAGAACAUAGAGCUAAUCAUCCACCUCAUCAUGGUCCUCAUGGACCUGGUCACCACGGUCCUCCUGGACACCAUGGAUGGUUUAAAAAAUGA
Molecule: messenger RNA, 1221 nt
Organism: Paramecium octaurelia
Lineage: Eukaryota; Ciliophora; Oligohymenophorea; Peniculida; Parameciidae
Source: the annotation of a GenBank genome assembly